Molecule: messenger RNA, 762 nt
Organism: Ipomoea triloba (trilobed morning glory)
Lineage: Eukaryota; Viridiplantae; Streptophyta; Magnoliopsida; Solanales; Convolvulaceae
Product: stigma-specific STIG1-like protein 1
Exons: 1
Coding region: 40-510 (156 amino acids)
Source: RefSeq, a predicted model, not a curated record
CCAAAAUCUUCAUUUCUGCAUUUCCUGAAACAAAACACAAUGAAGAUCCUUAAAGCCCUUUUGUUCUUAGCCAUUGUAAUUUCUGUUUCCUCAGCUCAACCACCAUCAACUAAAACCUCAGCCGCCGCCGGCGAACCGUUGUUCUCAUUUGACGACGGCCGGAAAGCGGCGGAAACGCCGACGACAUCGCUCCGGGGGGUCGGCCAUUUUCUGGCGCAGAAAGGGAAGGAGACGAAGGCGGAGAAAACGCGAAAUCAGACGUGCAACAAGAACCCUAGAAUCUGCCGAGCGAAGGGCAGCCCGGGGCCGGAUUGCUGCAAGAAGAAGUGCGUUAACGUGAUGAUUGACCGACAGAACUGCGGGGUUUGCGGGAAGAAAUGCAGGUACGAUGAAACCUGUUGCCGAGGAAAGUGUGUCAGCGUUUUGUUCGACAAGAACAACUGCGGCGGCUGCCGGAAAAAGUGCAAGAAAGGGACGACUUGCGUCUAUGGAAUGUGCAGUUAUGCGUGAUGAAUUGAAGCAAUUGCAUAUAUGCCUCCAGAGAUUUAAUUAAGUUAGUUAAUCUUGUUUAUUAUUUAUAGAUAUUUGUUAAUUAAAACAAUUUUUUUUCAAAGAAUAAUUAGGCGGUGCAUGCAUAAAUAUAAUGCAUAAUUAAUUAGCCAGCAGUUGUUUGUACGGUUGUGUAUUCUUUCCGUUCUUUAUACAUGUAAUUUUGUUAUAUAUUUGUAUGAAAUGGAAAAUACUAGCUAUUUAAUUUGUUCA